This is a messenger RNA of Phycomyces blakesleeanus NRRL 1555(-), 1422 nucleotides long. RefSeq lists its product as hypothetical. Lineage: Eukaryota; Fungi; Mucoromycota; Mucoromycetes; Mucorales; Phycomycetaceae. The record is from RefSeq and is a predicted model, not a curated record. The transcript is spliced from 5 exons. Bases 1 to 1422 code for a protein of 473 amino acids. Gene Ontology annotation, molecular function: zinc ion binding.
AUGUCCAACACUAUAUUCAACCUUUCAAAUGUGCAGAAUGCUUUAGUCAACUCACCUACAGAAGGAAUAAGAAUGCUUCCUUUGGAUGUUGUAGUAAAAAAAGACACUAAGCUUUGUUAUUGCGAAGCCACUAUUUUCAUCAAGCAAUACAUCAAAAACCCUGAAGUAGCUUUAAUUUGUAUGACCAACGAUCAUACCAACCAUGUUCCUGGCAACGCUUCUGAAAUUAGAACAUUACCUUUACCUUCUGAGGCCAUCAAAAUUAUUGAAGAUCAGUUAAAAGGGGGCAGCACUUGUAGAAAUACUAGAAUUUCAGUUUUGCAACAAAUUAAAGAGUGGGGCGUAGGCAUUAGAAAGCCCAAUUAUGAAGACAUCUAUAACAGAAUAAGAAAGCAUUUUGCGUUUGGAUUUCAAUCACCAUCUCAAAUGAUGCUUAUGAGAAUUUCCCAGUCGUUUUGUUUUGAUGCAACACACAACAUCUCUGCACACAACAUUGAAAUAUUAUACUCGCUUGUUACUCAACAUCCUGAUACUGGAAAAGGUAUUGCUGAAAAUAAUGCAAUUACAGCAGCAUUGCCACAGACCAUCAUCCAUUUCUGCAAGUUUCAUGUUUUGCGUGCCUGGCAGCAUAAUUUAGACAGCAAAGUAAAGCUUGAUGCUUCAUACACAUCAGAACAACUUGGCAAAUACAAGUAUGAGCUCAAGACCAAUCUCAAAAAUAUACUUAUUGAAUCAGAUGAGGAUGAAUUUUUGAGAAAAAUCCAGGAGUUUAGGCUUCGUGUACAAAGUCAGCAACAGUUUCUGGCUUAUUUCGAACGUAAAUGGAUUGGCACAGAAGAAUUGUUGAGAAGAUGGGGAAGGCCAUAUGUUGCAAAUGACCACCAAAGAUAUUUGACAAACAAUUACAUCGAAUCGUGGCACAACCAAUUGAAAACAAUAUACUUUGGCCAUACUCGCAUAAGACGAUUGGACCGUCUUGUCUUUAUUUUGACAAACAAUGUGGAGUUCUUUUACGAUAAAGAAGUUAAUGUAUCAAACAAUUUGAUACGAAAUUGCACUUGUCCCAAUUUUGCUUCACGUCAAAUUCCCUGUAAACAUGCACAUCUCCUAAAGAGAUUUAUUGGUCUAGACUUUGCGUAUACAGUUCAAAGAGAAAACAACCACCUCCAACUACAAAGAUCACUUGCAUCUGAGCAUGAAGUGGCAGUUAUUAAUGAAGAAGUUGAAAAUAAAAUAAACGCAGUUGUUGUAAGUGGUAGAAAUAAUUCUGUUUGGUUGCAAAGAAUCAUGGCCCAGAAUACAACACUUCAUCAUCAAAGAGAAGACUUAGAGCAGUUGAUAAAUGUUUCAGGAAUUGAUGAAGCCGAAUUACAAGUGAUUAGUGGUUUACUUGGGGAAGCAAUGAAUCAUAGACACUCUUAG